CCCACCUCCUCCCCGACUUCUUUUCAUUCGCCUCUGGUCGCCGAGCUGGAUUGUGUUCCCCCUCCGCUCCGAACAAAAGCCCGCCCGGCCCCGCGUCCCCCCCUCUGCCCGGCGGACUGAGCUGCUCUCCGGACCCGGCGGCGUCGGGUUGCAUGGUGGGUGCUUCGGCUGCUUCCGCGGCUCAACAAAUGCAGAAAAGGGAGAAAAGUUUCGGUAUACAAAUGCUCUCCGUCCAGCCGGACACCAAGCCAAAAGGCUGUGCCGGCUGCAACCGGAAGAUCAAGGACCGCUACCUGCUGAAGGCCCUCGAUAAGUACUGGCACGAGGACUGCCUGAAGUGUGCCUGCUGCGACUGCAGGCUGGGCGAGGUGGGCUCCACGCUCUACACCAAAGCCAACCUCAUCCUGUGCCGGAGAGACUACCUACGGUUGUUUGGUGUAACGGGGAACUGCGCGGCCUGCAGCAAGCUCAUUCCAGCCUUCGAGAUGGUCAUGAGGGCCAAGGAGAACGUCUACCACCUGGACUGCUUCGCAUGCCAGCUCUGCAAUCAGAGGUUUUGUGUGGGAGACAAGUUUUUCCUGAAGAACAACAUGAUCCUGUGCCAGACAGACUACGAGGAGGGGCUGAUGAAGGAGGGCUACGCUCCCCAGGUCCGCUGACCCUCGUAGGCCGGCACAGAGGAAGAGGAGGAGGAAGAGGAGGAGUGGGAGAAAGAGAGAGACUGAAGGAGAGCUUGCAAUCACACAACAAAAAGCACUAUAGCCUCCUGUCCAUCUUCUGUCCCCCACAUGUACAUAACUAAGAAAUCCUCCCUUGGAGGGGACACAUUCUGCUGUACAAAAUAGCCAUAGAGACGCCGGCGUGGCAGGGAGCGGCCCUGGAAGCAAACAUCAUACCACGACUAUGAAACAACAGUUUGUCCUUUUCUUUGUUUGUGACUGACGGACGCUGCCUCUUCCAUUCAGGCCAACUAACACUGGCCCCAGAGCAAUUUCCAACCAACAGGUGUUUCCCAGUUGUUGGAAGAAAAAAAAGUGAACCAACCCAAAACCAGACUUGUCUUGUUUUAUCUGACCAGGACAGACAGCGUCCCACCUGACUGCACAGUCCAACAACUUCUACUUGAAUCUUAAAACACACUGAGGUAUUGUCAAUCAAUGUUAUUUUGCGAUGAAGACCUUUUUACUGUAUUGAUAUCGAAUUAAAAAACACGGUGAAUGUAAACUGAAGAGCGGCAAAACUAACGCCUUGGGAUGAGUGAUUUGUUGUUAUGUGUGUGUCUGUAUGUAUGUGUGUGUAUGUGUGUGUGUGUGGAUCCCUCUUCAGGAUGAGCACUUCUCUGCAGUGCAGUCUCACAAGGCUUGGUCUGGUCCAUAUAGUCGAUUCAGAACCCUCAAGAUUCCAGAGCUGUUCCCCUUAAACAACACAGAGUCAUUGUACUGUCGACCCAUGAUGACUCGUGUCAUGUCGGUGUGACUUUAUGGUCGCACCACUCCAGAGAUAACAAUAAAUGUGUGAUUAGAUCUGAAUGUCAAUGGAAUGACCUUUCACAGGUCAAAGACGGCAACAUUGGAAAACAUGGAUUACAUUUACUAAUUCUAAUGUGAACAUCAUUAUCCACCAUUCAGCUCUGAGCUUUUAUCCUCCUGCCUUAGAUAUUUAUCACGGGAGUAGGUGGAGACCAAAGCGGAGCUAAAGUGAGAGUAAAUAUUGGCUGUUGUCUCCAUUGAGAUGCUAAAGUUGCUCUUUGUCUACUGGAUGUGUAAAUAUGAAGCUCAGUAUGUUGAUAGCUACAUUGUGUGAAACGUUAUGUCUUCAGCUUGUUUAAAAAAUAAAUAAAAUAAUACAUUUAUAGCAGCUCUAAACGUUAUGGACCAGACUUUAUGCCUGUAGACAAACACCUGGAUGUGUGAGAUCUUUCAUGGGGUGACGAGAGUCGGUUCCAUUCCUAAAAUGCAUUCCGUCAGAGCUCCUUUCAGCAGUGGGUUGGACUGUGACUCCAGGCUCUCUUUUCCUGAGGUGGAAGGCUGUGCAAUUUCUUUUCUGCCGGAAACAGUCUUUCUAUUUAUUGAAACCUUGCUUUCGCAUUGGUCAUGGAGGCAGGAUGUUGUAGCGGUCGUCGGGGGGUGAAGGGAUCGGUGUGGGUUGGAGGGCGGGUUGGUUACUUUUUUGUACACUAUUUAUUUGAUAAACGUUCGAUGCUUCACCAGUUGUCCGAGAUUUUGCAUUGUUUGACUUGCUGGUACUGAAAUCCAGUCGAUGUUUUCUCAAUCACUGGCUUAUGUUGAGGAUGGCUCUGGGUUCAGUCACCUGCACUCUACGACAGGUCAGUCAUCUGAGUCGUGAUGGCCCCCCUGCGUCAGAGGAGUCACAUCCCUUUCAAACAUUCAACAAUGUUCAUGUUUCUAACAUAAAAUAUCAGCAUCUGAGCGUGUGAUACGGCGCUCAGCAACAUUUCUUAGCUGGUAAAGAAAAGAUCCUUCUCUAAUUUGUAAAUUAUGGGUGUACAUAAAAGAAAUAUUCAUUUUUGCUUGCUAUUGUACAAUGAUUUCUUUUUAUGUGUCAUCCAGCAUGAGAUGUUUAUUUUUAGGACAACGCUUGUAAAUA
This is a messenger RNA of Limanda limanda (common dab), 2607 nucleotides long. RefSeq names its product LIM domain only 3 (gene lmo3). Lineage: Eukaryota; Metazoa; Chordata; Actinopteri; Pleuronectiformes; Pleuronectidae. Gene Ontology annotation, biological process: positive regulation of transcription by RNA polymerase II. Gene Ontology annotation, cellular component: nucleus. The transcript is spliced from 4 exons. The record is from RefSeq and is a predicted model, not a curated record. The coding region runs from base 153 to 659 and encodes 168 amino acids. Gene Ontology annotation, molecular function: DNA-binding transcription factor binding; transcription coactivator activity.